Rhagoletis zephyria (snowberry fruit fly) is the source of this 271-nucleotide messenger RNA. Its product is annotated as putative nuclease HARBI1. The record is from RefSeq and is a predicted model, not a curated record. NCBI's taxonomy places the organism in Eukaryota, Metazoa, Arthropoda, Insecta, Diptera, Tephritidae.
AAGUGUGCAGGAAACAACUUCCAAAUUGCGAUGAGCCACCCGUCGGUGUCGCGCGCCAUUCAUCACAUCUCAACGCUAAUAAUGGAAGUUAAGGGCGGCGAAAUAAGGGUCCCCAAAACUUCAAAUGAGGUCUUGGAAGUUAAAAAGGGCUUUUAUACGGCAUUUAAGAUUAAGGGAACGAUAGGUGCUGUUGACUGCACGCACAUAGGCAUAGUCGCUCCAUCAUCAACAGACCCAAGUAACCCUCUAUGCAUGAACAUGAACCGGAAAG